Molecule: messenger RNA, 1794 nt
Organism: Laccaria bicolor S238N-H82
Lineage: Eukaryota; Fungi; Basidiomycota; Agaricomycetes; Agaricales; Hydnangiaceae
Exons: 8
Coding region: 1-1794 (597 amino acids)
Molecular function (GO): protein binding
Source: RefSeq, a predicted model, not a curated record
AUGAAUUACAUCGAAAGGUGGGCAAAACGGCCGUCUAACCCGUUUACGGCCGUUUUUGACCCGUCCGCUUCCGUUCUGACUUUCGAAGUGCAAAUUUACGGCCACCUCUUCGACGUCGCAAAUGUUAGGCGAAUUUUUAGCACCGUGCGCGUUUUGAAGUGUUCGCACGUGGCAUGCAAGUCAACUCGGAUCCAAGCCGCUCAACGUCAAACCCAGGUCAAACCUGCUCAUACAAGACGCCUUCGGCCUCUUUUCACGAUGGAGAUGGUUAUUGACGAUAUUCCCCCCGUCCUACGUCUCCCGACCGAAGUUCUAUUGCUGAUCGCCGCCCUACUCGACGUAGCAGAGGUUUUGACGUUACGCCAGACCUGCACCACCUGGUUGAAGGUCACUAAUUCACGGUCGCUGUGGAUAUCACUAUUCCACAAACAACAGGCAUAUCUCCCCACGCCGCCUGGGCUGGGUCUAGAAGAGCCAUCACAUCUGCAGGAUGUGCCAACGCAGACUUUGGAGAGGUCUGUGAGGAAUUCAAACCGCGUCGCAUACUUGUGGCCGCGUUUGCGGACGUCAGAGCUCGUUAAGCUACCCCGAGUGCAUCUUGGUGUUACAAUGAUGGGGAUGCAGCUAUUUUUAGAGAGGUGGUUGCUGGUGGUCUAUUCUGAGGGCGCGAUUUACGUGUACGACACGAAGUCUACAGAAUCCGAAGGAGCCGCAUCUGGGGGCGUUCUUCGCGCACGAGUGGAUCUACAGGGUGGUCUGUGGUCGUCUUACGUGGCUUCACUCGACAGUUCUGAAGAGAAGAUUGUGGUAGCUAUUGCUCGUUCAGUACCCCCAUAUUGGACACGUGUCUACGAAAUUUCACUUGGCUUUUUGGGUAGCACGUCGGGUCUGUUUCUCGAUAGCGCAUUUGAGCUGGUUCAAACAAUCACAUUGCCAUCGCCGCAAACUGUGCGUGCAAUCGAGACCACGCAACAACUUGUUGCCCUGUUUGCCGCUCGGGGCGUGGAGUUGGUCUACUGGGGCGAAAGACGCAAUGCCAAUGAGCAAAGAAUGUUGUUACCAGCGCCUCCUAGCGAUUUGGAAGAUUUAUGGAAUGGCAUCAUUGCUGUUCAAUUUAUGGGACCAUAUAUUCUGAUCUUCAAAACCCGUUCUGUAGAGCUACAUCACUACGCGCCUAUCCUCGAUCCAAAUCAUUUCGGGCUCCCGACCAUGAAGCAAUAUGUCUCCUACAAUUUUCGGGACGUUUCAUUCUCACGAUGCAAAGAAAGUUGUUCAAGCACAAACGACCAAAUUUUCUCUAUGACUGUUUUCGCAAACGACGUUAUUCAAGGACUCUAUCAGAUCCACAUCAAGCUCACCAUCCCACACUUGUAUUUAUCCAACGCCAUCUCAGAGCCUCUUGCCGCUUCGCCGGUACUCCCCUCCUUAGACGUUACUAUAACGGAUAUCUACCCUCUAACCAUGCUCAACAUCCAUCCCAUGCUUAGGCAUGGUCCCCUGACUCCCACUCCAUCCUUCUCUCUUCCCCAGAUGCCUGGCGCUUCGUAUAUUGUUAAUGGCGCCGGUAGUAUGGAUGCCGCUCGUGGUUUUUUGAGCACCUACGCAAUUGGACCGCAAGGCACGCGUGCAAUAUGGGUUGAGCGGAAGAGGGCAAGCACGAUACGAGAGGUACAAAUUUGGGGCCUUGCCCGCCCGAAAGACCAUGAAUCUGUCGCGUCGGGGCACGAGAGGAGAGUCGUCUAUUCUGUGACUUCGUAUGAUCUGAGAGAUGAUGUUAUUUGCUCCCUUGGCUAA